This is a messenger RNA of Arxiozyma heterogenica, 690 nucleotides long. RefSeq names its product nicotinamidase (gene PNC1). The record is from RefSeq and is a predicted model, not a curated record. Lineage: Eukaryota; Fungi; Ascomycota; Saccharomycetes; Saccharomycetales; Saccharomycetaceae. The transcript has a single exon. The coding region runs from base 1 to 690 and encodes 229 amino acids.
AUGAAAGCUUUAUUAGUGAUUGAUGUACAGAAUGAUUUUGCCAGGAAAGAUGGCAAACUGUAUGUGAACAAGGGUGAGGAAAUAGUCGAGCCUAUAGUUGAUUUAAUUGAAGACAAAGCUGGCAAGUACAAGUGGGACCUCGUAGUUUUGACUCGUGAUUGGCACCCAGCGGACCACAUAUCCUUUGCGAAGAACCAUAACCUACCAGACUUCUCUAGUUACAAGUACUGCGAUCCACGAAACAGAACCGUCACCCAGGAAUCCACCCUGUGGCCAGUCCAUUGUGUUCAAAAUACAUGGGGCGGCCAACUGGUGGAUCCACUAAACAAAAUAGCUGCGAAGGCCAUAGAGAGGGAACAACAAAAGAAAGAGGGUGUUGAUGUUGAUGUUGUUGUUGUUGACAAAGGAUACUUGAAGGACAGAGAAUAUUAUUCCGCAUUCAACGACAUCUGGGACGACCAUAAGACGGAAUUGGACGGCUUGCUGCGGAAACAAGGGAUCGAGGAGGUUUUUGUUGUCGGCUUGGCGUUAGACUACUGUGUCAAGAAUAGUGCGGUUUCGUCUGCCCGACUCGGCUACAAGACAACAAUCCUGACGGAUUUCACAAGGGCCAUAGCCACAGAUCACGUGGCAACAGAGACGUUGCGCAGGGAACUCGAUGAUUGCAACGUGCGUGUAGAGAAUCUGUAA